Molecule: messenger RNA, 259 nt
Organism: Rotaria sp. Silwood1
Lineage: Eukaryota; Metazoa; Rotifera; Eurotatoria; Philodinida; Philodinidae
Source: the annotation of a GenBank genome assembly
AUGUCAUUCUUUCCAAUCCAUCGAUAUCGUCGCUUCGAUGAUCCAUUUGAUCGUUUUUUCGGUGAUCAACUUGAUUUCUUCGAUCCAUGGCGUGAUUUUGAUACAUUUCCAACAGCUCUUGGUAUUCGACCAAAUGCUUUUCGAUGGAUCAAUGAGCCUUUACGAUUAACACAUGGUCAUAGUGCUCAACCAACAUCACCAGCACCACAUCAAGAAAAAUUUCGUGUUCAACUUAAUGUUGCUGGAUUUAAUCCUGAAU